UUAUAUAUAUAUAGAAACAAGGGACUGUUGUUUUACUCUGAAUAAAAAGAGUUGGAAACAGAGCAGAGAGAAGAAAUGGCGGCCAAAGAGGUGGGAGACAUCGUAUCUCUUCUCUCUACCGACGAGAGGGACUUCCUCGUCGACAGCAAUGGCGAAAAGGUUCCCAUCUCAGAUCUUCAAGGGAAGACGGUGGCUUUGUACUUCUCAUACCCCUACUUCAGGACCUGCGCUGAGUUCACUCCGGUGCUCGCCCAAAUUGAUAGGAAGCUCAAGGAAGUCGGACAAAGCUUCGAGGUUGUGCAAGUGCUCCCGGUCGACGAGAAGGUGUCUUACAAUGAAGCCAUAGAAUCCACGUCUUGGCUCGCAGUUCCUUUCAACGACCAAAGCGUCACUGGUCUCCUCAAACAUUUUGGGGUCAAUAGCUUCCCUACUCUGGUUCUCAUCGGAUCUGAUGGAAAGACUGUGGAUGUUAAUUUCACUGAACUCAUCGAGGAGCUCUCCGGUGAGGCAUGGGAAGCAUUCCUAUUUUCCCAGGAGAAGCUCGAUAAGCUGUUGGAGAAAGCAAAGGCCAAACGUGAGGCACAGACGCUGGAAUCACUCUUUGUGUCUGGAGACUUGGACUAUGUCAUUGGAGCACAAGGCUCUAAGGUUCCAGUAAGAGAGCUCGUCGGAAAGACUAUCCUCGUGUACUUUUCCUCACUUCAGUGCCCUCCAUGCCGUGCUUUCCUGCCCAAACUCGUUGAACAUUACCAUCAGAUCAGGAAUGUGGACAAUGCUUUUGAAAUUAUCUUUGUCUCGUCCGACCCUGAUCGAGCCUCCUUUGAGGAAUUCUUCUCGUCCAUGCCAUGGCUGGCACUGCCUUUUGGCGACGAGAGGAAGAAAUCCUUGGCUCGCACUUUCAGAAUUUGUAUGCUGCCUUCCCUCGUCGCUCUCCAUCCCAGUGGGCGUACCCUCGCCAGGGAUGCCAAGCAGCUGCUCACGAUCCUCGGAACCGAUGCCUAUCCAUUCACCGAGGAGAAGAUCACAGAAGCAGAGCGUCGGACCGAGGAAAUGGCAAAGGGGUGGCCUGAGAAGAUAAAGCCUGACCUCCAUGAGCAUGAGCUUACCCUCGCUCGUUGCUCCUCGGUAGAUUACUGCCAUGCUUGCGAGCAGAUGGGAAUUGCCUGGCUCUAUUAUUGUACCAAGUGCGUUUACAGCUUGCAUCCACAAUGUGCAUUGAAGGAGGCAGAAAUGGACAAGGAAGGAUGUGUUUGUGAUGGAGAUGUUUGUCGCAAAAUCUAAUCUGCUAUGUGAGUGAAAUGUCUUGAGGGCAUCUAAUCUGCUAUCUCUUCAAAUAAUUUAUAUUAUAUUAACACCUCUGUUUUAUUAACACACUCA
Zingiber officinale is the source of this 1377-nucleotide messenger RNA. RefSeq names its product probable nucleoredoxin 1-2. Bases 76 to 1281 code for a protein of 401 amino acids. Lineage: Eukaryota; Viridiplantae; Streptophyta; Magnoliopsida; Zingiberales; Zingiberaceae. The transcript is spliced from 3 exons. The record is from RefSeq and is a predicted model, not a curated record.